Molecule: messenger RNA, 1466 nt
Organism: Cyprinus carpio (common carp)
Lineage: Eukaryota; Metazoa; Chordata; Actinopteri; Cypriniformes; Cyprinidae
Product: interferon alpha-inducible protein 27-like protein 2A
Exons: 4
Coding region: 741-1148 (135 amino acids)
Biological process (GO): apoptotic signaling pathway
Cellular component (GO): membrane; mitochondrion
Source: RefSeq, a predicted model, not a curated record
CAUCAGCAUCAGAAACAAGCCCAGUUCACACUACCACAACAAACACUUGUUACAGGGUUUGGCUGGGUCAGUGUGGUCAGCCUUUGGCAUAUCUAGGUCAUGUGAGAGCCACCAUUUAUUAUUAUAUAUAAUUUUUUUAAUUAAUAGCUAUUUCAAGGUAAACAUGUUCAAGAAGACAUCUGUUUCCACACAACAACAGUUUGUUACGGUGCUAGAGCAGAAAUAGGCUACAUCCAUUCAGGGCUGCUUUCCACUCCACUUUUAGACACGCACUUGUAAACUUCACUCAGCACGUCCCCUCGGGGGAAUCCCCGCUGCAAUUUUGAAGCGUCUUUCUCAGACGCGCCUUGACCCCUCGAUUUUGACCGAAGGAACGAGUCGGCUUCAUAUGCACAUUUGAGGCCACUACAUAGACCACAAUGCAACACGAUUGUGACGUUAUCUUAGCUCGCUUUAAUGUAUCCCCACCCCAAACAACUCUAUAAUAUAUGAAUGUUUUUUUUAAACAUGUAUAACAACCCAAACAUACAUAUAUACAUACAGAAUGCUGCACUGAACAAAUUCAUAAGGGGGAAAUGUAAACAAUAAACCAACUCUGAUUUGGGGAGUUUCGACUGCUAACGUUAGCCUACUUGUGCAAUAAAAGAAAAAGAGCACACGGGACUUUUGUUGUGCAGCAAAUUAAACACAAAUCCGUGUGCAUUAAAACAACGUCAUCGUUCUGUACGAUCUUUUUAAUCAUGAAACGCGGACUGUUCUACAUAAUUGGGGUCACAGCUGGGGCAGCUGGUGCGGUUGCACUGGCCCCGGUGGCACUCACCAUGGCUGGAUUCACCUCUGCUGGUAUAGCAGCAGGUUCUCUGGGUGCCAGCAUGAUGUCAUCAGCAGCCAUCGCCAACGGUGGCGGUGUGGCUGCGGGAAGUUUGGUCGCUCUCCUCCAGUCUGCAGGUGCUGCUGGACUGUCUGCAGGUGCGACGGCAGUCGUGGCAUCUGUGGGUGGAGCAGCAGGUGCUGUGAUAGGCGGAGCUGCAGAUUUGUUCUCUCGUUUCAAGAGUCCACCUUCACUUGAGGAGGAAGACGAUGGAAAUGAAGAAGGAGAAGAGACAGAGAUGGAUUUUUUGGAGUCCAAAAUGCUUAUACCAAAAUAAGGACUUCUCUUAAUAACUGAUAACAAUGUAUUUGUUUGAGCACUUUGUAUUUGUGUGCAUGUCAAUGCUUUAUGCUUGUGCAAUUAAAAUGUGCAUGUACUGUGAUUGAAGAUAACUUUUUUUUAUUAAUCAAUUAAAAUAUUUAGCGUUUUGACAAAUUCCAAGGUAUCACCUUUCAGUAUUAGUGCAAGAAACUGUAAUUAAAAGAAUGUCCUUGAAUAUCAUACUUAAAUCUUUACAACAGAAUUUGGAUUUGUCUUUGGCUAUAUUAGAAGUUGGCUUUACUGAUUCUGUUACAUUAAAACCACUUUGAAACAA